Molecule: messenger RNA, 2783 nt
Organism: Armigeres subalbatus
Lineage: Eukaryota; Metazoa; Arthropoda; Insecta; Diptera; Culicidae
Product: gametocyte-specific factor 1 homolog
Exons: 1
Coding region: 600-1148 (182 amino acids)
Source: RefSeq, a predicted model, not a curated record
GGUUGGAUAUUUUGUUUCGUCCGUUUCGAUUUAUUUUCUCGGUCCACUGUUAAUCGUUGUGCACUGUUGUGUUGCUCCCAACAGAAUCAAAACAAUACAGCAAAAAAAGCAGCCAGAAACCGAUUUAUCUUAUGGUAACAGAGAAACCAGAAGUUGAAAUAAAAAAAUGCGCCCCGUUAAUAUGAAUGAGGUAUCGUUUCAAUUAUCGGGGGUCCACGGUAGAUGAAACCUCGAAUGAAACAGCUCAGGAAUUAAAUUUACACAUUCCAACAUGUUAUAAUAUCCCGCAAGAUAACCCCGUUUCGAUUGGGUUAGCUGUCGCCGAUCAUGCGCAUAACCGAUGAGCAUUGAAUGUAGUACUAGAGUCAUCUGUCAAACGUCUGUAUACCUACAGUGUUAUGAAAUUAAUUUUGAUCAGUUAUGAAAUGUAGGUAAAAAAUACAAAUUACCCCAUUAUUACCAAAGAAUUAAUCUUCAUUUCGGAUUCGUGAAGUGGUGACGUGGCUGUGAAAUUCAAAAGUUAAAGUAUAACUUGGAACAAUACACAUCGGAACCAGAGUAUUUUCUAGUGAAGAAAAUUUUGCUUACAAAUCAUAACAAUGACAACGCCGCCUGGAUACAAUACAUUGUUGGAAUGUCCAUACGAAAAGGCACACCGGAUUCAAGCUCACGCUAUGUCAAAACAUCUGUUCAAGUGUCGAAAGAACCAUCCGAAUCAGAAGUUUGUCACUUGUCCGUUCAACGAGUCGCAUCGAAUAGCAGCACCAGAGAUCAAAUUCCAUACCCAAAACUGCGAAGACCGUGCUGCAUUCGACACAUAUAAAUACUGCAUAUCGACUGGAUCCGGAACUGUACCCGAAAGCUUGAAGAAACCCGAGCUUGUUUACAACACUAGCGCCCCGAAGGAUCCGUUUAAGAAAUACAGAAAUAGGAACCACAGCGAUGAGGAACCAGAGCCAGUGCAAAAGUCCUCUCUGCAAAGCGACGACGAGUGCUGGGACGACAUGGACGUACCUGCUUACAAUCCGCAAAAAUAUUGCGAAAAGGCGAACGUCAUACGGAAGGCCACACUGAAGACACCAUCCGAGAAAAAAGCAUUUUAUGAAAGUGAACGUCUUCGUUUGAGCGAAUUGAAAUUAAAGGAGUGAUAGAAUCAUUUUUUAGUAUGGCUGUUGAGUAGGAGUGAUUUGUUGGUUCAAUUUCGAAUUCCUGAUAUAGGUUCUAACAGAGGCGUUCAUAUUAUGUUGUGUGCAAGAAAUUGAAAUGAGCAUUAUUAUCAUCACUGGCGGAUAGAGUACUGUGGUAGCCUUUGGCCAUUUUCAAUAGCUGAGGUAGCCAAUGUUUCACACAAUAAACAUUAUAAUUAUUGGUUCUACAAAACCAGCUUGAAAUUGUUAAAAUCGGUUCUAAAUUUUCUGAUGAUAAAGUUACGCCAAAAGGAUAUGUCAAUACUGAUUCUGAACGAUGCUUAUGUUAGUACUUUGGAAACUUUCAUAUUUGAUCAACCCUUCAAGGAACUUCAUUCACUUCUAACGCCUGUAUUGAAGUCUCGCUUAACUUUUCAAAAGGACCUAAGUAAUAUUUUUUUCAUGAAUUAAUUUGAAUAGCGCAAUCAACAAAAAAACAUGAAAGCUUUUGAUUGCAAUACUUAAAUUAAUUCAUGAAAAAAUGUUACUUAGGUUCUUUUGAAAAGUUAAGCGAGAAGUGUUUCUAUUAGCUGCUUCUGAAACAAAUUUCAAACAUUUUAGUUCUUGUGCUUUAAUUCGCCAUAAUAUUUAUUAGGCGAUUAUACGCUAGUCGCUCGAUGCCUGCAAUUUGACAGUUUUGCAUUUAUCGGAGUGCUGAACUUCAAAACGAUGUCAAAGUCGAUGAAAGCUGUAUUGUGCUGCAGAAAUUUCAUGCACUCUUAUUGCAUCUGACGUUGCCUGACAACCGGUUGACGUCCAAAAUGCGUUAUAGUUAUCGAACGGCAUUCGCUAACUGAAACGUUAACAUAUUGCGAAUGGCUAGUGUAAUGAGUGUAAUACUUCCGCACCUCCAACAAGUAUUUGUUUAUUUUGCCCAAUACGUAAACAGUUAAAAAAGUAAAUUUAGCUUGACUCUGCGCAACUCUAUAUAAUAGACUUUUGGUAUAUUCUGACCCAACAAUAUUACUUUACUCGAAAUUCCAAAAUGUGACCAAUAAUAAUAUCUUGUUUGAAUAUCAGUGUUCAAUUAAUUGAAUAAAAGAAGAAUUUCGUACCUCUAAAUUUCGAUAAAAAAAAAUUUAAAACAUAAUGAUGAUAAAAUCACUUACUUAUGCUAAAAUCGUGUUUAUAUUUUUUGUAAUAAGUAUAACUUAAUUGUUAAAAUGAUGAAUAAUUGUCGAAAAUAUAGAUUGUAUUAAUAGUUCCAGUAUAGACGUUAUUUGCUUUGACAUAUGUGUAAAAUAUUUUGAAUUGAAAUCAAUUUCCAUUGUUUAUGCUACGUUUUGGCAGGAAAAGUGAAUUGAACAGCUUAGAUGAAUUUUAAUUGACAUGUCAAAAGCUCAACAUGUUCAACUUCCCUUUCGUUCAAGUUUGUUUCGUUUUGUUUUAAGCAAUUAAAGAAUCACACGAAAAAACUGACAGGAAAGAUCAACAUCCAAUGUAAACUAAGCCUUAAAUAGUUCAUCAAUAAAAUACGUGUUUAUUUAUUUUCCUCAACUAUUGCCAUCAAUUAAAUCCAGCUUUCAGAUAUAAUGUUAUUAUCUUACGAUUCUGCGAUAUUACUGAAUAAAAACAACAAAGAUAACUUAAAAAUAA